GGUAGUAGGUAGUAUCGGGUAGAUAUCAUAAUAUCUGAUUCGUGCUCUGUAACCUGUCGAGACCAGAAUAAAAUUCUCCAAACCAAAAUUUAUAUAAAUUCAGCUACAAACAUGAAGAGUGGCAAACAAAAUAUUGGAAUAGUCAAGGGACUUCUCGAGCAGGCCAGCUACAUAGCCAACAGUCUGAACGAGCUGAAUGUCAAAGCAUCUGAGCUAAUCGCGGAGGGAUGGAUUAUCGAUGCUGAAAUCCAGAAUUCAUACAAAUUUCGGGAGGAUCAUUUGGUUAAAUAUCUGGUCGAUCGUGUAGAGGACGAUGAGCAAGUGCAGCUGCUACGCAUGAAUAUACAACUUAAGCGCACCGUAGAUGAAUAUCAAUUGGGAGUGGAAAAGAUAAUGGCCAAGUACAAGGAGCACUGCGAGAGCGAAGUGCUAAAUGAGAGUUUCAAUCUGCGGGAGAAGUAUAUUAACGAUCUGAGUAAAAUUGUCGAGACCCAGGAUGCACGCAUCGCGGAAAUGGCCAAUCUGAUGCUAUCGUGUGCCUUUCUGGUGGAGCAAGACAGUGUGGAAAAUCAAGAGAUUAUGCGUCAACUGCUGGCUGACAAUGAACAGAUGCGUUACCAACUGCAGAUUAGCCAAGCUAUGAAGCAGUUUGUCCAGGGAUCAAAGCCAUCAACUGAGAGCGGCACACAGUUUAAUGAGAAUGAUCUUGACGCUAACUCAGAGUCGACUAGUUUUAGCAGUUUGGAGAGUUUUAUCACUUGUCUAUCGUCAGGCGAAUCGGCCUCAACAGACGGCUCGGUUAUUAGCCAAAUUGAAGUCAAUCGCUUUAUUGAGCAAGCUCUGUCCGAUGUCAAGGUGGAAGCAGUGGCCGAGGAUGGCGAGUUGGAUGUUGUUGCCGAAGCUAAUGUUUGAUAUUAUUCAAUUUUGCUUCUUUAUUAAACUAACGAAAUGAGCAUUUAA
Molecule: messenger RNA, 960 nt
Organism: Drosophila willistoni
Lineage: Eukaryota; Metazoa; Arthropoda; Insecta; Diptera; Drosophilidae
Exons: 1
Coding region: 112-912 (266 amino acids)
Source: RefSeq, a predicted model, not a curated record